GCCUCUCUGCGUGACCGCGGCAGGUUGGUCCUGGAGCAGAUGAGCGCAGAAUAUUUAGGCGAAAGCGCGAGGAGGGGGGAGCGCGGGGCAGGAGGAGUAUCUCGGCCAAGAAAAUUAUGCAUGCGUUAGGGAAGCUCUGAGAGAAUGGCUGUGGAAGCUCUCCACUGCGGUUUGAGUCCACGGGGUAUUGAUCACCCUGCCCGUGCUGAAGGCAUUCAACUGCAAAUUGAAGGUGAAGCUGUCGAGUCUCAAUCCAUUAAAAACAAACAUUUCCAGAAGGUGCUUGACCAAAAAGGAACCCCCAAGCGACUGCAGGCCGAAGCUGAGACAGCUAAGUCAGCCGCCGUGAAGCUGUCCAAGCCCGUGGCCCUGUGGACGCAGCAGGAUGUCUGCAAGUGGCUGAAGAAACAUUGUCCGAGUCAGUAUCAGAUCUACAGCGAGUCGUUCAAACAGCAUGACAUAACUGGGCGAGCCUUGCUGAGACUUACGGACAAGAAGCUGGAGCGAAUGGGGAUUGCCCAGGAGAACCUCCGGCAGCACAUCUUACAGCAGGUGCUCCAGCUGAAGGUGCGGGAGGAAGUGCGGAACCUCCAGCUGCUCACACAAGAUGCUGGUCAACAUUUAAGAACAUUUUGAUUUGAAAACUCAGAUUUGCUUAUGAAAUGCACUGUGGGAAUGACAUAAUUGUGCACUUUCAAGU
Molecule: messenger RNA, 700 nt
Organism: Molossus molossus (Pallas's mastiff bat)
Lineage: Eukaryota; Metazoa; Chordata; Mammalia; Chiroptera; Molossidae
Gene: SAMD12
Product: sterile alpha motif domain containing 12
Exons: 5
Coding region: 145-636 (163 amino acids)
Biological process (GO): cell surface receptor protein tyrosine kinase signaling pathway
Cellular component (GO): cytoplasmic side of plasma membrane
Molecular function (GO): protein binding
Source: RefSeq, a predicted model, not a curated record